Molecule: messenger RNA, 981 nt
Organism: Emiliania huxleyi CCMP1516
Lineage: Eukaryota; Haptophyta; Isochrysidales; Noelaerhabdaceae
Exons: 3
Coding region: 1-981 (326 amino acids)
Molecular function (GO): glycosyltransferase activity
Source: RefSeq, a predicted model, not a curated record
AUGAGCAGCAACCUGUCAUUUCGCGUGCCGCCCACCGAGCAGCCUCGCUUAGCAGCGCAGCACCGCGUCGCCAUCGUCACCGGAUCGUAUGACCAGUCGAUAGACGGCGUCGCCCUCACCCUCAACCGGCUGGCGGCGCGGCUCCUCCAGCUCGGUCACAGCGUGCUGGUCCUCUGCCCCGGCGACGUGGCGCGCCCUCCGGUGCUGGAGCACGCCGGCCUGCUCGUGCGCGUGCCGUCCACGCCUCUGCCCGUCUGGUCCGAGUACCGGCUCACCUGGGGCUUGGGCGGCACGGCCCGAGCCGCGCUCGAGCAGUUCCGCCCGACAGUGCUGCACGUGGCGGCGCGCGGCAUCCCUCGGCUGGUGGUGUGGCCUCGCGGCGUCGACGUGGCGCUCUUCUCGCCCUCGAAGCGGCGCGCGGCGGCGGGGUCCGUGCCGACGGUGCUGCUCGUGGCGCGGCUGCGGUGGGAGAAGGGGCUGGCGGACUUCGCCGCCGUCGUGCGGAGGCUCGAGGCUCGCGCCGGCCGUGGCGCCGCCUUCCGCACCGAGGUCGUCGGGGACGGGCCGGCGCGCCGCCGGCUGGAGCAGCUGCUGCCGCGGGCGAGCUUUCGCGGCUUGCUGACGGGGGAGGCGCUCGCGGCCGCCUAUGCCGGCGCAGACGUGUUUCUGUACCCGUCUACCACGGAAGGGUGGGGAGGCACCUGCCUCGAGGCGCAGGCAUCGGGGCUGCCCGUCGUGGCGACGGACUCGCCCGGCGUGGCCGACGUCAUCUCCGCCGGCGCGUCGGGCCUCCUCGCCCCGCCGGGUGACGUGGGCGCCAUGGCGGCGCACGUGGCCGCCCUGCUCGCCAACCGGUCGCUGCGCGUGGCGAUGGGGCGUGCCGCCGCGGCCCACGCCUCCACCUUCUCGUGGGAGGCGUCGGGUGACCUCGUGCUGGCGCAGUACGACGGCAUGGCGUCGAGGGUUGGGCGCGGGGUUUGA